This is a messenger RNA of Carassius auratus (goldfish), 624 nucleotides long. RefSeq names its product gastrula zinc finger protein XlCGF49.1-like. Gene Ontology annotation, molecular function: RNA polymerase II cis-regulatory region sequence-specific DNA binding; DNA-binding transcription factor activity, RNA polymerase II-specific. Gene Ontology annotation, biological process: regulation of transcription by RNA polymerase II. The transcript has a single exon. Bases 1 to 624 code for a protein of 207 amino acids. The record is from RefSeq and is a predicted model, not a curated record. Lineage: Eukaryota; Metazoa; Chordata; Actinopteri; Cypriniformes; Cyprinidae.
AUGACAAUCCACACUGGAGUAAAACCACACACAUGUGAUCAGUGUGGGAUGAGUUUCAGACAAAAAUGGUCUCUAAGUGAACACAUGAGGAUCCACACUGGAGUGAAGCCGUUUGCAUGUGAUCAGUGUGGAAAGAGUUUCAGAAACUCAUCCAGUUUGAAAGUACACCUGCGUCUUCAUUCUGGAGAAAGACCAUUUACCUGUGAUAAGUGUGGAAAAACUUUUAUACAGUCAGAUGCACUGAAUACCCACCAGAAAGUUCAUACAAAGGAGAAGCCUUACAUGUGUACUUUGUGUGGAAAGAGUUUUAGUCAGUCGAGUUCUUUAAAAUUACAUCAGAAAAGACACAACAGUGUGAAGGAGCAUAUGUGUUUUGAUUGUGGGAAGACUUUUACUACAGAUGCUGAACUGAAACUGCACCAGAGAGUGCACAGUGAGGAAAAACCUUUAAAGUGUUCUCACUGUGACAAGAGAUUCAGAUGGCCACAAUAUCUAAAAAAACACGAGAGGAUCCACACUGGAGAGAAACUGUAUUCACUGCAUUCCAUGUGGGAAGAGUUUCACUCUGUCAUCUACUUUACUCAGUCAUACAAAAAAAAACAAAUGUCUGAAAUCAUGAACUGA